AUGCGUCAUAACGCCUUGCCAGAGGAUCGAAAGGAGGAUCCAAGUGCCAUGACAGAGAAUGACGAGGAUCCAGCGCAGAUGGAUGAAAUUCGGAAACAGCAUUCGGUGGAAAAUCGAAUGAAGAAGGUCAAUGAUCCUAACGAAGAUGGAUUUUUCAAUGCUUGGUCGAAAAUUCGUCACUAUCUUCGUGAGCCGAUGGCUGAAUGGCUUGGAACAACCAUGGCAAUGAUAAUUGGUCUUUGCGCCACCUUGUCGAACUUGACUUCCUCUGGGCAAGCUGGAUCAUAUCCUGCUCAAAGUAUGGCCUGGGGCUUUGGAUUCAUGACCGCUAUCUACACUACUGGAGGGAUGUCUGGCGGUCAUUUAAACCCAGCUAUCUCCAUCUCGCUGUCUGUAUUUCGUGGAUUCCCGGCGCGUCGAUGUAUGAAAUACAUUGCUGCUCAGCUCCUCGGUACUCUCACUGCUGGGGGUAUCCCAUACGCGAUCUACCACGAUGCUAUUUGGCGAAGUCGCCAAACAAGCCAAAGUAUCCCAAGAUGCAAGCGUCGCCGCUCAAGCUCUCAUCACCUUGCCAAAAUCACUUGUGCAUCCUGCGUUUUUCACCGAGUUUUUGGCAGCGCAAUCUUAGUGGGUUCUAUUCUCGCCCUGGGAGACGAUACAAAUCCCCCCCCCCCCCACAAGAACUUUGGCCCGCGACUUGUUGCCGUUGUGGUGGGGUGGAGUAGCCAUCUUUUCAGAGAACGCCAUGCAUGGUGGAUCUGGGGUCCCUGGGUCGCAGACAUCACCGGCGCAUUGUUUGGGGCCUUGAUCGAUGACAUGGCUAUUUUUACCGGUGGGGAGAGUCCGGUCAACUAUCCUCCACGGAGGCGAAAGCGCGCAUACCGUAUGAGAGCUUUGAAUCUCCGGAAGAAACUUCGUAUUGGGAGAAAGAAGAUCCCCGAUCUCGAGCGUUCUGUUGCGGAAGCAGAGCACUGA
Messenger RNA from Penicillium digitatum Pd1, 975 nucleotides. Lineage: Eukaryota; Fungi; Ascomycota; Eurotiomycetes; Eurotiales; Aspergillaceae. The record is from RefSeq and is a predicted model, not a curated record.